UACUAACGGAGAGCUUCCGCCAAUACUUGUCCUCUUUUCUGGUUCUGACAGUCCCGGGAGCCAGGGAGGGAAGAAUUGUCUGCCAGGAUUGGGACAAACACCCAGAGGGGAAAGGCGGGACUUCCGCCUCCUGCCGGAAGUGACGUGACAGUCGCGGCCGCCGCCAGGUGGAACGGCAGGUGGGUUCAGGUGCCAUCCUGGCCUGGGCCCCGCUGUGGGACCGACGCUUCCGGUGAGCAACAGAGGCAGCUCCCGAGGACCUGGAGACCCGUGGGGCGGGCUCUGGGAGCGGAGCCCAUCGCCCUGGCCUGGAGCUCCCCGCUGUACCUAUUCCCCAUUCCCCUACCGAGCUGGGCAGUUAGCCAACCCACCCCAACUCUCGGGACCAUGUUUGCAGACUUGGAUUAUGACAUCGAGGAGGAUAAACUCGGAAUCCCUACUGUGCCUGGGAAAGUGACCCUGCAGAAGGAUGCUCAGAACCUGAUCGGGAUCAGCAUUGGAGGAGGGGCUCAGUACUGUCCCUGCCUCUAUAUCGUACAGGUAUUUGACAAUACCCCAGCAGCCUUGGACGGCACAGUGGCAUCUGGCGAUGAGAUCACCGGUGUCAAUGGCAAGUCAAUCAAAGGAAAAACUAAGGUGGAGGUGGCAAGGAUGAUCCAGGAGGUGAAGGGGGAAGUGACCAUCCACUACAACAAGCUGCAGGCAGAUCCCAAGCAGGGCAUGUCCCUGGACAUUGUGUUGAAGAAGGUCAAGCACCGGCUGGUGGAGAACAUGAGUUCGGGGACUGCAGAUGCCCUGGGCCUGAGCCGGGCCAUCCUGAGCAACGAUGGGCUUGUCAAGAGGCUGGAAGAGCUGGAGCGGACUGCCGAGUUAUACAAAGGGAUGAUGGAACACACCAAGAACCUCCUGCGGGCCUUUUAUGAGUUGUCACAGACCCAUCGAGCCUUUGGGGAUGUGUUCUCCGUGAUUGGGGUGCGGGAGCCCCAGCCAGCUGCAAGCGAGGCUUUUGUGAAGUUUGCCGACGCCCACCGCAGCAUUGAGAAGUUUGGCAUUCGGCUACUGAAAACCAUCAAGCCGAUGCUGACAGAUCUGAACACAUACCUCAAUAAAGCCAUCCCAGACACUCGCCUCACCAUCAAGAAGUACCUGGACGUGAAGUUUGAGUACCUGUCAUACUGCCUAAAGGUGAAGGAGAUGGACGACGAGGAAUACAGCUGCAUUGCCCUAGGGGAGCCCCUGUACCGGGUGAGCACAGGCAACUACGAGUACCGCCUGAUCCUGCGCUGCCGCCAGGAGGCCCGCACCCGCUUCUCCCAAAUGCGCAAGGAUGUGCUAGAGAAGAUGGAGCUGCUGGAUCAGAAGCAUGUCCAGGACAUUGUGUUCCAGCUGCAGCGCUUCGUGUCCACCAUGUCCAAGUACUACAAUGACUGCUAUGCAGUGCUGCGGAACGCCGACGUCUUCCCCAUCGAGGUGGACCUGGCGCACACCACACUGGCUUACGGCCUCACCCAGGAUGAGUUCAUCGAUGGGGAGGACGAGGAGGAGGAGGAUGAGGACACAGCAUCCGGGGAGCCGUCUAGGGAUACGCAAGGGGCCACCGGACCCUUGGACAAGGGUGGAAGCUGGUGUGACUCCUGAGUGCCCUGGCGGGGUGCAGACCUCAGGGGUAGGGUGAGUGGGAGGAUGGCACCAUGGGAGCGGGGGCGGGGCCGCCGCACAACAGGGUGGCGCAUAAAGGCCUGCUGGCUCGGGGCGCCUGCCUCCGUGCUCCUCUGUCCUAGCACAGGCACCCUCCAGCCUGCCUUCCCCCACCUCCCCAGCCAGAGGAAGAGUGGUCUCUGGGCCUGCCUUAGCAAGGAGACGAGAGCAGGAAGGAAGACGGGUUGGAGGGGGCAGAGCGUCCAGGACCCGAUCCUCGUGGGCAACUCUGCUGGCCCCCCCGGAGCCUGCCAGGAGUGUGGGGCUAGGGGGACAGCCCAAGGUGGGGCCACUGUCUCGUGUACACCCUCACCUCGCCCCAGGCGGACCCCACCCAGCGCACACCGCGGCGGCCUUUAUUUAUUUUGCUCCCCCAGCUCACACUUCUCUGGAACAGGGCUGGUGCUGGGCCUGUACUGAAUAAACACAACCCAUGUGGAGCUGG
This is a messenger RNA of Galeopterus variegatus (Sunda flying lemur), 2143 nucleotides long. RefSeq names its product protein interacting with PRKCA 1 (gene PICK1). The record is from RefSeq and is a predicted model, not a curated record. Gene Ontology annotation, cellular component: trans-Golgi network membrane; postsynaptic density; synaptic vesicle. The transcript is spliced from 13 exons. Lineage: Eukaryota; Metazoa; Chordata; Mammalia; Dermoptera; Cynocephalidae. Gene Ontology annotation, biological process: regulation of Arp2/3 complex-mediated actin nucleation; intracellular protein transport; receptor clustering. Gene Ontology annotation, molecular function: phospholipid binding; protein domain specific binding; protein kinase C binding. Bases 388 to 1638 code for a protein of 416 amino acids.